UACUAGUUCUACAAUUUCAAGAGAAAACCAGUCAAAAAUUUGUUUAUUCUUGUUCGGCGCCUGGAGAUUGAGUUAAAUGAAAGUAAUUGCUUUCAUCGACGUAUAGAAGCAGUAAACAAUGAGCCUUUCGCUUAGAGCCGAGUUUGCUCUGGACAAGAGUAAAAAGAAGAAGAAACGAGAACUAGCUGAGGAACAAAAGCAAGAAAUCCGGGAGGCUUUUGAUCUCUUUGAUACAGAUAAAGAUAGAGCUAUUGACUAUCAUGAACUCAAGGUAGCAAUGAGAGCACUUGGUUUCGAUGUAAAGAAGACAGAUGUACUCAAAGUUCUUCGAGAUUAUGAUAGGGAAGGAACAGGGAAGAUAACUUUUGAAGACUUCAAUGAAGUCAUGACAGACAUGAUGCUGGAAAGAGACCCCCAGGAAGAAAUUUUGAAAGCAUUUAAAUUAUUUGAUGAUGACAGUUCAGGGAAAAUAAAUCUACGAAAUCUUAGACGAGUAGCAAGGGAACUUGGAGAGAACAUGACAGAUGAGGAGCUUAGAGCUAUGAUAGAUGAAUUUGAUAGGGAUGGAGACGGAGAAAUCAAUGAAAAUGAAUUCUUGGCCAUCAUGACUGGAGACACAUAGCAUUUACGAUUGAAUAAAUCACAGACUUUUGGGACCACAGAUUUAGAAAUGUGAUAUUACAGAAUGUAGGUCAUUAUUGUAUGCCAAAUACGAAGACAGUGUUAUAUGCCAGUAUUAAUAAGAAUUAUGCUACAAUAUGAUGUAUUGCUUCUCAGAUAUUUUAGAAUUUGUUUCAUUCAUAACUUUAUGUAAAUUUUGAGUGCAGACAUGAAACAUAUUUAUGCUGAGUUCCUCCAUGUAGAUAAUGCCAUAAUGCUUUGUGAUUUUAGAUGCCAAAUUAUUGGACUAGAAUAAGUUAAAGCCAAAAGAAAUAAUUGAGUGUUUCAGUACCACUUCACCUCUAGUGAAACAAUUUGAUUGUUUGAUCCAGAGUUGUUUUUUUCUUUUACUCUAUAUAAGACAAUAUACCAUUGAUAAUGAUAUUAAACAUCAAUGUAAAAGAGUCCAAUGGUGGUAUCUCGAACUUUAGAAGUUUUCAAAAAUCUCAUUAUCGACAAAAGCCAUUUUGAGUAAUUUAAGCCAUUUUGGGCCAUAACAUUUUGAAAAAAGUGUUGAAUUUGACUCCUAGCAAUUGUGAAUUUAUUAGUAUGACACUUUCCAAAAUUUUUAGCUGCCUUAAAAAAUAUACACAUCUGAAAAUUUUAUACCAUUUUGUAAAAAAAAAAAAAAUCAAAAUUUUCAUUGGUGUAAAAACUUGUACUACAAAAUAAAGAAUAAUUCAUUAAAAAAAACCUGUUAUGUUGGGGAUUUGGCAGAUAAAACAGUGAAUGUUGUCCACAUUGCAUGUCAUCUACAAGAAUCUUCAUUGACUUUAACAUACAUUUUGCAUUGCCCAUGUCGUAGAUUGAUUAAUACUAGAGUGUAUUUUAUUUGUGCUAAAGUUCACUAAUUAGAAUUCUAAGAAUAGAGUUUCUAAACAAUAACACUGUGAGAGGUUGCAAAAUUUGAGUUUGUAAAAAUCCAUAAGUUAUUAAGUAUCAGAUUGUAGAAUAAACCAUGUCACCUUUAAUUAAGAGAGCUGUCCUGAAAGUUGACUUGUUAGUGCCUUUAAUUGUUUAAGAUGUGCUAAUUUAUUAUUACAAUAAUGUAUAUACUAACUAAUUGUCUCAUUUUUCAUAUGUUAAAACUUUUUUGUAUUUAUGUUUGACCUUUGUAUUCAGAAUGAACUUUUCUUUUUUAACUCUAUUCUUUUCUGUUCAAAAAAAGAUCUGCAUUUUAUUAAAGUAUAUAUAUAUGUGUGUGUUGAUUAUUUCACUUUUAUUUACAUGUGUGCAUACAUGUCUUCUUUUGUUCUGAUUAAAUUUCAUUUUUCAGAGUUUAAGAAAAUGUCACCUGCAAACAGGAAAGCAUGUUUUAGAUAUUUGAUUGCUUUCAUUUUCAUAAUUAUGUCUCCCCCAGGAGACAUAUUGUUUUUGCCCUGUCCGUCCGUCCGUACGUCACACUUCAUUUCCGAGCAAUAACUGGAGAACCAUUUGACCUAGAACCUUCAAACUUCAUAGGGCUGCUGUAGUAGACGACCCCUAUUGUUUUUGGGGUCACUCCGUCAAAGGUCAAGGCCACAGGGGCCUGAACAUUGAAAACCAUUUCCGAUCAAUAACUAGAGAACCGCUUGACCCAGAAUGUUGAAACUUCAUAGGAUGAUUGGCCAUGAAGAGUAGAUGACCCCUAUUGAUUUCGGAAUCACUCCGUCAAAGGUCAAGGUCACAGGGGCCUGAACAUUGAAAACCAUUUCCGAUCAAUAACUAGAGAACCGCUUGACCCAGAAUGUUGAAACUUCAUAGGAUGAUUGGUCAUGCAGAGUAGAUGACCCCUAUUGAUUUUGGGGUCACUCCAUCAAAGGUCAAGGUCACAGGGGCCUGAACAUUGAAAACCAUUUCCAAUCAAUAACUAGAGAACCACUUGACCCAGAAUGUUGAAACUUCAUAGGAUGAUUGGUCAUGAAGAGUAGAUGACCCCUAUUGAUUUUGGGGUCACUCCAUCAAAGGUCAAGGUCACAGGGGCCUGAACAUGGAAAACCAUUUCCGACAAAUAACUAGAGAACCACUUGACCCAGAAUGUUGAAACUUCAUAGGAUCAUUGUACAUGCAAAGUAGAUGACCCCUAUCGAUUUUGAUUUCACUCCAUUAAAGGUCAAGGUCACAGGGGCCUGAACAUUGAAAACCAUUUCCGGUCAGUAACUUGAGAACCACUUGACCCAGAAUGUUGAAACUUAAUAGGAUGAUUGCUCAUGCAGAGUAGAUGACCCCUAACGAUUUAAGGGUCACUCUGUGAAAGGUCAAGGUCACAGGGGCCUGAACAUUGAAAACCAUUUCCGGUCAGUAACUUGAGAACCACUUGACCCAGAAUGAUGAAACUUCAUAGGAUGAUUGGUCAUGCAGAGUAGAUGACCCUUAACGAUUUUAGGGUCACUCUGUUAAAGUUCAAGGCCACAGGGGCCUGAACAUGGAAAACCAUUUCCAAUCAAUAACUUGAGAACCUCUCGACCCAGAAUGUUGAAACUUCAUAGGAUGAUUGUUCAUGCAGAGUAAAUGACCCGUACUGAUUUUGGGGUCACUCUGUUAAAGGUCAAGGUCACAGAGGCCUGAACAUUGAUAACCAGUUCCGAUCAAUAACUUGAGAAUCACUUGACCCAGAAUGUUGAAACUUCAUAGGAUGAUUGAACAUGCAGAGUAGAUGACCCCUAUUGAUUUUGGGGUCAGUCUUUUAAAGGUCAAGGUCACAGGGGCCUGUUCAUGUAAAAUCAUUUUUUGGAAAUAACUUGAGAACCACUUGACCUACAAUGUUGAAACUUAAUAGGAUGAUUGGACAUGCAAAGUAGAUGACCCCUACUUAUUUUGAGGUCACUUGAUCAAAGGUCAAGGUCACAGGAGCCUGAACAGUGACUUGAGAACCACUAGGCCAAGAGUGUUGAAAUUUAGCGGGAUGACUGGACAUGCCAAGUAGAUGAUCCCUAUUGCAGCCAACCAUCAGUGUCUCUUUGACUUUCGCUCCUGACCCCUAUUAACUUCUUGCCUAUAGGACUUUGCAUUUGGGGAGACAUGCGCUUUUUUACAAAAGCAUUUUCUAGUUACAUACCUUUCUUAGAAGGAAAUUCUACAGUUCAUAGCAAAUUAACUUUGUAAGUGAAAUUAUGAAAGGCAAGUUGAUGUGAUGUAAAUCAGUUCUAAACAAUAUCCUUAAUUAGUAGAGUAAAUUAAAAGUUUUUUAUUUUGAAGUUGCUCUGAGUAUCCAUCUUUUAUUUUUGUUAAAUACAGGGAUUUGUGAGAGAUUAUGAUAAUAUAUGAUAGAGAAAUGGCUUUGUGAGGAUGAUAAAUUACACCCUAAUGUAUGAAAAUUAUUGAAAACUACAAACUGUAUGAAUCCAUUCGAAAAGCACGUAAUACUAUAUCAGUAAUUUGUCUCAGUCUUUUGGUUUGAAUUGGACUAGUAUCACUUCGUAUGCAGGGAGGUUUAUUAAGAGGGCUUUCCUCAAGGGAUUUUGAAACCACUUUACAUGUGUUCACAUAAAUAGUGCUUCAAUAAAAUCUGCAAGUCAAAAAAUACAAACAAACAAAAGAUUGAUCAUCAGUUCGUGAGAGGUAAUGAAAUGUGCAUCACCACUCGUGUCCCCUACAACCAACAAGUGAAACUGUUAUACAAAGAAUUGAAUGGACUCUACCAGAAAAUAUAAUAACCAGGGCCCAGGCUCAAGCUAAGAGAUACUAUUACAUUACUCAGUAUAUUUGAAAGAAUUUUGAAAAUAGAUGACACAGGUGUUCAUCAUAACAUGAGGAAGCAAAAGCCAUGACCCUUGCCCCAGAGUAAACAUCAGAGGCUUUAAUGUCCUACUUCUUGUCCAGACAAAAUAUUUGAAAAUAAUGACCGUUGUAACUCCCUUAUUGGGGACAAUGUUUCUUAAAAGUUGUCUAGUCUCGUAGAAAUACAUAAACAUGUUACUGUAGUUAGUAGUUUUCAAGUCAACAUUUAAUCUCAGUUUUACUUGUACACAAAUUUUAUAUAUGCUAUAUAUGCGAGUGAUUUAUUUUUAAUAAAUAGAUGUAAGUUUUCA
Mercenaria mercenaria is the source of this 4670-nucleotide messenger RNA. RefSeq names its product centrin-3. Gene Ontology annotation, biological process: spindle pole body duplication. The coding region runs from base 119 to 622 and encodes 167 amino acids. Gene Ontology annotation, molecular function: calcium ion binding; microtubule binding. The transcript has 6 exons. NCBI's taxonomy places the organism in Eukaryota, Metazoa, Mollusca, Bivalvia, Venerida, Veneridae. Gene Ontology annotation, cellular component: microtubule organizing center. The record is from RefSeq and is a predicted model, not a curated record.